Melanotaenia boesemani (Boeseman's rainbowfish) is the source of this 1163-nucleotide messenger RNA. RefSeq lists its product as uncharacterized. The record is from RefSeq and is a predicted model, not a curated record. Bases 107 to 1108 code for a protein of 333 amino acids. Lineage: Eukaryota; Metazoa; Chordata; Actinopteri; Atheriniformes; Melanotaeniidae. The transcript is spliced from 2 exons. Gene Ontology annotation, molecular function: NAD+ poly-ADP-ribosyltransferase activity; NAD+-protein-arginine ADP-ribosyltransferase activity.
UAUUGACACAAAUACACCUUAUGCUCUAAAAGUCCCCAAAAAAUAUUUUAAAGACAAAUAUUAUAAAUAUUUCAAAAUCAACAAAAUCACUUCGACAAUAGUGUUGAUGUAUAUGAGAGACUUUUUAUUUUCCAGAUGCACCAUGCCAUCCGCUCAGAGAAAAACCUGUUGGAGAAACAUCUCUGCAUUUGUCAUUACUUCGCUUGUUGUGGUGGAAGGACUGCUGAUAUUUUCUGUCAUAUAUUUCAAGGCUGCAGGUCUGCAGAGUUCUGCUUGGGAUCUGAUCUUUGGCCACUGUGACAACAUCAGUGAUGACUGCAGAUCUGAAGUUACAGUCAUGACUGAUGAAGCCAUGAGGAACAAAUGGGAUAUCUGCAGUGCAAGAUUCGGUCAAGCCUCCAGUGAUUCCUCACUAAACCUGAGAAAUCCUACUCUUCAGUACAUGGAGAAACGUCAUUCAUUUGCUUUAUGCCUGUACACAAAUAUGACGCUGGAAUCUGUCAAUGACAACAUUGAGCCAGAAGACAUUAUGAAACAUAAAGGCACUUUUGAGUCUCGUUCCCUUUAUUCAUCCCUAAGUCAAGCCAUUCAGAUUCUGAAACACAGUCAGGUGACAUGUAUGAGUACAAGUUACAGGACAAAAACAACUUUACAACCUGGUAUCUCUGCCAAUCAGGUUAGGUUCAGUACCUUCAUUUUAGGUCAUGAUGAGUGGGAUUUUGCAUGGAAUGUUUCCUGUUUUGAGAUAUAUUCAUGCUUUGGGGCCAAUAUAACAAAAUAUUCUGCGCUAAAAAAAUAUAACCAAAUACUGAUUCCUCCCUAUGAAGUUUUUAAACUCACUGAUAUCCAGAAACAAAGUAAUGCAUGUAGCAUUACUUACAAACUCAGAAGCAACCUGAACUGUGUUUAUGACAGAGAGAGCAACCAGUUGCAUUCGAUAUCUGCGUUACCAGUGAAGGGAUUUUGGCUAACUUUUACCAUUAUUUGCUCUAUCAUCAUAUUUAUUUUAAUGCUCUUUGUUAUUUUAAAAAUAUACCAUAAAAUGAACCCAGUUUAUAGUGUUUCAUUUAUGCAUAACAAUGCAGCAAUCAUGUUGUUGCCCACAUGAGACUGGAACACUGCUGUUAAUGCCUAAACAAAAAUAAAAGGUGGAGAAAUGUUAA